UUCAUCACCUCUGAUAGCUCUAUAGCGAGCCAUAUCAUCAGGAUCUUACUCUCAAUUGUCAGUUCAAUGAAUCUAUUUUACCCCUUAAUAACUGUUAGCUGAUUAUUGGCCAAAGGCCUUUCCAUGCAGUCUUCAGUAAACAAUUGUGAUAAAUUAAACACUUGUAAUUUGAUUCAUUUAUUCAAUGGUUUCCAUCAUUCCGAUUGAGUUAAUAUUUGUGAAUUUGUGCAUUCCGUGUUUUUUCUGUCAUUUAUAUCCCACUCAUCACAUCAAAAGAUCUACUUCCUAAUCAUCCCAAAUCAACUGUUUAAAUUGCUAUGAAAAUGAAUAAACACAUCAAGAUUUCACUCUUAUUUCUAUUAAAUUUAAAAUCCUUAAUCGCUUUCUCUAUCUCACAACGAGAUAGUAUUCCCCGUUUAAUUGUUGUAUCUUUUGAUGGUUUCAGAGGUGAUUAUCUAACACCUAGCCUUACACCUACAUUAUGGGCGAUCAAACGUAACGGUGUUACUGGUCAAAUGUUUCCAUUAUUUGCCAGUAAAACAUUCCCAAAUCAUUUUUCAAUUGCCACUGGCCUUUAUGAAGAGUCUCAUGGAAUCGUUGACAAUCAAAUGUAUGAUCCGGAAUUUGAUGAAAUCUUUGAUAAAACUAAUUUAGACCAUAAGUGGUGGGAUAAUGGAUACUCUUUGCCGCUUUGGAUUGCUAAUGAAUUAUCCGGACAAACGAGUGGGGUCAUGAUGUGGCCAGGCUGUUGUACCGAAUAUGGAAAAUUAACUUCUACUUAUUGGCAUAAAUAUAAUGAAAGCAUGAGCUUUGAAGACCGUGCUGAUAUUGUUUUUGACUGGAUGACUCGACCAGAUAAUCCAGCCAAUCUCGUUUUCCUUUACAUUAACCAACCUGAUUCACUGGCACAUGUAUACGGACCUUUCUCAGAACAGGUCCUUGAGAUAGUGUCUGAAACAGAUAAAUUAGCUGCCUAUUUGCUCGAAGGGCUUGCUGCCAGAGAUCUCUUAGAGAGCACCAAUAUAAUAUUUUUAAGUGAUCACGGAAUGACUGAAGUCACCAAUUAUAAUACUAUUAAUUUAACAAAUGUCUUAAAUACUAAUUUAUUCCGUCACUUUGGCGAAUCCCAAACUGUUGGUAUUCUUCCUCGCGAAGGUAAAUUCAAUCAAGUUUAUCAAAUGCUUAGGAAAAAUGCACGGAAAAACCAUUACAAGGUUUACCUCAAGUCUCAAGUUCCUCAAGAAUAUUUUUAUCGUGACAAUCGACGAAUAAUGCCUAUCGUAAUAGAAGCAGAGCCUGGUUAUGAGGUUACUUUCUCUGAUUGGGUUCAUAAGACUCCAGCAUGGGGCAACCAUGGAAAUAACAAUACCCAGCCUGAUAUGAGAUCUGUGUUCAUAGGUGUUGGACCCAGCUUCAGAAAAGGCUUUGAACUGAAGCAGGUGUAUUUUUGUUUUAAAAUGGCUACUCAACAACCGUCAACGUCAACUAUACCGACAACAGUUACUCUAGUUCAAGACCAAUCUCCUCGGACUCAAGGUUGUAUGGUUCAUGCUAUUGAACACAGAUUCAUCAACUUCAUUAAGGUAAAGACAACAUCAUGUAGUUUAUGUGAAAAAUCAAUGAUUAUCGGAUUAAAGUGUAGACACUGCAAAUAUAGAUGUCAUCGAGAAUGUGUGGAUAAAGUUCCACCAUCCUGUGGUCUUCCUAACAAAUAUGUUGAUUUUUUUCGUGAGACCAUGAAGAAUGAAGGACGAAUAAUCAUCAACAACACAAGUCCAGCUGCUGAUGAAUCCAGAAGCGAAAGACUUCGUCAAAAUAGUCUUACCAUGAGAGAAUGGGACAUUCCAUAUGAUGAGCUUACAAUAGAAGAAAAAAUCGGCGCUGGUCGAUUCAGUACUGUAUAUAAAGGUAGAUGGCACGGUCUUGUUGCCAUCAAAACAUUUAAUUUGAACAAUUCCCUAGACGAUUGGAAAGCCUUGGAAGCCUUCAAACAAGAAGUAGUCACCUUCUGCAAAACACGCCAUGAAAAUUUAAUUCUAUUUAUGGGAGCUUGUAUGAAACCUCCUCAUCUAGCUAUAGUUACAAGCCUUUGUCAAGGACUAACCCUUUACACUCAUAUACAUUUGAGAAAAGAUAAGUUUAAUUUAAAUCGUUUAAUAAUGAUUGCUCAACAAAUAUGCCAAGGAAUGGGCUAUUUGCAUGCUCGAGGUAUUGUCCAUAGAGAUUUAAAGAGUAAAAAUAUUUAUUAUGAAAACGGCAAAGUGGUCAUAACCGAUUUUGGUCUUUGUUCCGUUACCAAAUUAUGUCACGGUAAUCGAAUCAGAGGCUGUUUAAAAGUACCUAAAGGAUGGCUAUGUUAUUUAGCUCCUGAACUAAUCAGAUCUCUUCAUGCAGAUAGUGAUCCACCUCAAGACUUAAAUGAUUUACCAUUUUCUCCAGCUACUGAUUUAUACGCUUUUGGAACUGUCUGGUUCGAGUUAUUAGUUGGUAGUUGGCCGUUUAUUGGACAACCUCCUGAAGUAAUUAUCUGGCAGGUUGGUAAAGGUCUUAAGCAACCAUUAACCAAUCUACGAGCACCGAGAGAAAUUAAAAAUAUUUUAAUGAUAUGUUGGGCAUACCAGCCUGAAGAUCGACAUGAUUUUAGCAAAUUGCAACUUUUACUAUCCAAAUUACCGAAAAAGAGAUUACAGCGGAGUCCAUCACAUCCUACAUAUCUUCUGCGUUCAGUUGAGUCUAUUUAAACAAUUAAAAACAACGAUUAAUAAAUAAAAAUAAUUUCUAUUUUACAAUAA
Molecule: messenger RNA, 2792 nt
Organism: Tetranychus urticae (two-spotted spider mite)
Lineage: Eukaryota; Metazoa; Arthropoda; Arachnida; Trombidiformes; Tetranychidae
Source: RefSeq, a predicted model, not a curated record